Drosophila novamexicana is the source of this 1465-nucleotide messenger RNA. It is a transcript of the gene REG, whose product is annotated as proteasome activator complex subunit 3. Gene Ontology annotation, biological process: regulation of proteasomal protein catabolic process; positive regulation of endopeptidase activity; regulation of G1/S transition of mitotic cell cycle. Gene Ontology annotation, molecular function: endopeptidase activator activity. The coding region runs from base 351 to 1097 and encodes 248 amino acids. NCBI's taxonomy places the organism in Eukaryota, Metazoa, Arthropoda, Insecta, Diptera, Drosophilidae. The transcript is spliced from 3 exons. Gene Ontology annotation, cellular component: nucleoplasm; proteasome activator complex; cytoplasm. The record is from RefSeq and is a predicted model, not a curated record.
CUAUUUUUUAAAGCUGUUUUUGCUUUAAUCUAGCUAUUUUUGCACCAAAUUGACCGAUAGUUAAUCGAUAGUUCUGCCAUGGACAAUUCGCGUUUUACAAUACUUUGAAUUUCACCACUGCCGAAGCUGUCAUAAAAUACAAGCGUGGACUCGCGGCCUGCCGCAUCGAAAGCAAUCAAGAGUUUUUCAUUUUGUGUACGUUGCCGACACGCAAACUCAAGCCCUAACCCAACGCAAGUGGCCGAACGUGAAGCACGCGCUACUGACUGUUGCAGACGAACCGGUGAAGAACGCAAGCUGUGAUUUCUGUUGAACGUAGUGCUUAGUUGCGGGAAGAGCGAUCGGUAAGAAUGCCUAAGGAUACAAUAACCAAGGUGCAGGAGUACAAGGACUCGCUGAUCUCGAAGGCGGAGAUACUAAUUACAAAAGGAUUCCCCGAGAAAAUCGUUGAGCUGAACGAACUGCUGGCCACGUCCAUGUUCAAUGAGCGCAACUUCAACGAGGUGCAUCAGGAUCUAAACAUUCCGGUCUUGGCGCCCAUAUUGGUCAACAAUCAUGACGGCGACGGCAGCGCCCACGACGAUCAUCCAGUGCCAAAACGGGCGCGCAAAGAUGACGUCUCCGGCACCGCCGUCUUGGGCAUACCCGCCGGCACGGUGCCCUGCAAUAAGCCGCUCUGCGAGAUGAUCAAGGUGGUCAAGCCGAUUAUACGCAAGCUGGUUGAGGACUCGAACCUAUUGAAAAUGUGGAUUUCCUUUAUGAUACCCAAAAUCGAGGAUGGCAACAAUUUCGGUGUGUCGAUUCAGGAAGAUACGCUGGCCGAAAUCCAGACGGUCGAAUCGGAGGCGGCCGCCUUCUUUGACCAAAUAUCUAGAUACUUUCUAUCGCGCGCCAAGGUCGUCUCGAAGGUGGCCAAAUAUCCGCAUAUCGAUGACUAUAGGCGCGCGGUUGUCGAGCUGGACGAGAAGGAGUAUCUCAGCCUGUGGCUGGUGGUGUGCGAGGUGCGCAAUCGUUACUCCUCGCUGCACGAUAUUGUUAUAAAGAAUCUGGAGAAGCUGAAGAAGCCGCGCUCAUCGAACAUUGAGAGCUUAUACUAGAGACGCCCAUUUAUUAUUAUUAUUAUUAUUUGUUUCUUAAAGUUAACAAACAGACCGCAAACGCCUCCUUCUCCUCCUUCUUCUCCUCCUUCUCCUCAAUACUGGAAGCCAACAGCGUCCGCAUCCCGUUCCAGAGCCCGCGUAUCCGUAUUGAAGCGUGGUCCCAGUUAAACACAGUUAAUUACACACUCGAAAUUUCCAUUUGGAAUAGUUUGUUAUUCAUAAAGUUGAGAGAAUUUGUAAGAGAUCUAACAAUAUGAUUACCUUUAGACGUUAUGUUUAAAGCGUGCAGUUCUUAAGGACAGUUUAAUGUAAUAAAAUAUUUGGGUAUCUAGAUUAUAAUCUAGAUUAAAGUAAUAUACAAGCAA